Molecule: messenger RNA, 2874 nt
Organism: Cladocopium goreaui
Lineage: Eukaryota; Dinophyceae; Suessiales; Symbiodiniaceae
Source: the annotation of a GenBank genome assembly
AUGCCGCACUUCAUUUUGGCAGUCCUUGUGACCCUUUCCGUGAAGGCAUCGCGGUGCAGGUGUGAGGUGCCAGUUCCCAAUGCCUUCAGCUGCCGCGAUUUGGAAGUCUGGGGCCAAUUCCUGGAACUCUUGCAGAGCAAUGCUGCUGCAGGAUUUCCCUUGGACUCAGAGCUCUUCGAAGUGGCAGAUAUUCUAGUGGUUCAGUUCCAGACGCAGCCUGACGAGGCACACCCUCCGGAGGGCUUCUUCAACUAUUUAUGUGGCGGUCCAACUGAGACGUGGCCACUGCCAAACAAGUUCUGUUUGAUGGGUUACGCCAGUGCACUCUUUGUGCGCGCACGGCACUUGAUGACUAUGGGCCAAGCAGAAAGGGAACCUGCCAACUCUGACUUGGCCUACAUUGAACCAAUCCUGGGGAAAGAGAUUAGUUUGGACUUCCUAGAUUCUUCACCCUGGCCAGUAUCAAUUCUGGACGUCUUCCUGAACAUCAACCAGACAGAGUUCUUGACAUAUGCACAGUAUGCUAGCAAGAAUUCAGUGCGUGCCCCUGCUGUUCCCUUGGAGUCGAUACACUGGCAGAUGCCCGCGGAUAUCAUGGAGAGGCUUGCAAGGCAAGCAACGCCCAGAGACAUUUCAGUGGCGGUCUUUGGCACCCAUGCGACACUCUCCCUGGAACCUGUGGAUAUGCUAGGUCGUUCCCAGAAGAUCUUCAAGCUCAAGGCCACUUUUUUUGGUGUGGAGCCUCGGUGGUGUGAAAUCUUGGGUCUGUGUGACCUUGGUGACAGCGGUGUGACACGCCUUCUACGAGCUGCCGGGGAGGACCCCUUUGCGUACCCAUGGGACCUGAUGUCCAAAGGCCUGGCAGCAGUGCCCUUGCAGAAGUACGCCCUCCUGAUCUGCACCGAGCCGGUAGCAGGUUGCCUUAUGUUACGGCAGUUGAGCAUUAAGAUGGGACAGCCUCUUCCAAUGCUUGGCUACUUUGGUGUUGCACUCCUAAAUGGCUGCCCACCGCAGGACGUGCCAACUUUCUGGGAGAACUUCAAGGAGCUCUUUGGAAACAGCGCCAAGGCCACUUUAGCGACAAACAAUUUGAUUCUUUCUGAGCAGAUUUUCUACCAAACCGGCCACCGUCUUCCAUAUGUGCGUGCGCAUGGUCUUUACACAGAGGUGACGUACUCCCCGCAGAUGAUUCAGCAGGUCCUGUUUUGGAGGUCACCACUCUUCGCCUACGCCACACUGCGCUGUGCGCUGUACCGCUUCCUCGAAGGCAUCCCGCAGUACCCACUGAACUUUUACUUCCUGGAGGGAACAGAGAGCGUUCCAUACAAGAAGGCUGCAAGCUUUCGUGCUGUGGCACUACUGCCGCAAGAUCACGCGCUGAUGUCUUUCUUCGAGUUGUACUCGGCAAAUGUUCCGUUGCUGAUGCCUUCUGCAGAGUGGAUGUAUCGGCUGCUCUACAUGCGCGGUCAGCUUUCUGUGGGAGAACGUUGGUAUCAAUCUAUCAUGCCAGGGCACGAGCCGCCCUUCUGCGAGUUUGAGGAGGCGGAUGCCAACACCACGUCUGGCACCCCAACCGCUGCUUGGGGGGUGAGUGCUGCGAAGGCGGCACGCGCUGCAGCAGUUCAGACUUUGCGCCGCAUUGUAACUGCCACGGAUCUGGAGACCGCCAAAAGCAUGGCUGAAGCGACGCUAGGACUCAUGGAAGACCAGAAAUUCUUCCUUGCAGUUGCUGCGAAUGAGACUGACCAGGACUCGGCCACAUCCAUGGGUGUGGUGCGCCGCUCCCACGACGACAGUGGUGGCCACAGUGCCCCGCGACUUCAAAAGAAAGGUGCGCCGUGGCAUCCUUACACUCCCUUCCAGAUGUCUACACGUGACUCCAAUGACUGGACCCGGAUGCGGAAGGGAGGUUGGUGGCUUCGGAGGGGCCAUCGAUUUGAUGCCAUGCGCUACUGGCACCAGUUCUCUGACUUUGCGCGCUUUCCAGGACUGCAAUACUUCGCAACUUGGCAGCACCAGCACGUAAGCCAGGCGCCUUCUUGCAGCUUGCGUGUGCUGGGCCCUGGAGUGAAGGUGAGAACUGAAGCAGGUGAAGCAGGCGACGCUGGCCCAUUCCUCCGCAUUCUGGGCAAAUGCCAUCUUGGAGCUCUAGCUGCCAUGCAAAUGCCCGACACUUUCAAGGGCGCCAGGGCCUGCUGGGAGUUCGAAGUGGGAAGGGCACCAAAAAACUUGCAGAUGGCACGGUCGCGCUACCGAAAUUGCGCUGAAGGAGUGGUGAAGCCAGAUGGAAGCAAGGUCCUCCCAGAUGGAACUCAGGUGUCCGCCGAUGCUGAAGACCUGAAGGCCGCAGAGGAGAAACGUCAAAAACAGGAGGCUCUUGAGGCUGAAGCAAAGGCCAAGAAGGAAGCUGCUGACGAGGAGCACAAACGCAAGGUGGCGGAGGCUCAUGCUGAGGCUGAGCGCCAAGCUGCCGAGCGGAAGAAGGCGCUUGAAGAGGAGCUUCAGAAGAAGUCCAUGGAGGAACAGGACAUGGAAGAGGAGCUUCGUCGCCUUGAGGAGGAGUUGGAGAAAGAGGAGGAAGAGCGUUUGGAGAAAGAGCGCCUUGAAGAAGAAGAAGCGGAUGAGGAAUGGGCCAAAGAAAUGUUGGAGGAGAUGGGAUAUGACGAAGAAGAUGUGCAGGAUCUGGCGGACCAAUUUCGCUUCUUUGACAAGGAUGGCAAUGGCUACAUCGACCGGACGGAAAUUGCUGAGGUCAUGAAGGCCAUGGGAGAAGAGCUGGACGACGAUGAACUCGAUGAGCUGCUUGAAGAAGCCGAUUCAGAUGCAGAUGGACGAAUUGACUAUGUGGAGUUUGCCAAGAUGAUGCUCGGAUGA